This is a messenger RNA of Helianthus annuus (common sunflower), 2437 nucleotides long. Its product is annotated as protein HOTHEAD. Lineage: Eukaryota; Viridiplantae; Streptophyta; Magnoliopsida; Asterales; Asteraceae. Gene Ontology annotation, molecular function: oxidoreductase activity, acting on CH-OH group of donors; flavin adenine dinucleotide binding. The record is from RefSeq and is a predicted model, not a curated record. The coding region runs from base 244 to 2046 and encodes 600 amino acids. The transcript is spliced from 6 exons.
UCUACAGAAUCAUUUUUGCAUUAGUAGCUUCUCGACCUUUUUUAUUAUAUCAAAUAUUAUUAAUAUUAAAUUUACAGUUGGCUAUGUGUGUAUGUGAUCAUCAGUCCAUAGAGUUGAGUAAUAUAUAAGGGGAUGUGAUGAUUUAAUUGCAAGAAGCAGGGUGUUUUGCACACACAACAAGACCAACCACAGUUGGCCACACAACUCAAAUUCAGAUAAUUUGAAGCUCCUUCACUGUCUCCAAUGAAAAUCAACGACAACAAGAAGCUCUCUCUCUUCAUUUUUCUCUUUUCUUCUUCUCUUGCCACCCUCAUCACCCCCUCUCAAGGUGAUUACAAAGAAUGGCAAACUCGAUACCCUUUCAUCCGAGAGUCAAGCUCAUUCUCAUCAUCAUCACCACCAUCAUCAUCGUUAUCCAAAGGUGGAGGAAAGGGGUAUGACUACAUUGUUGUAGGGGGUGGUACAGCAGGGUGUCCAUUGGCAGCCACAUUGUCCCAAAAAUAUAAGGUGUUGUUACUUGAAAGGGGUGGUGUCCCUUUUACAAACAGAAAUGUGUCCUUUUUGUCAAAUUUCCAUCUUACCCUUGCGGACCUUUCUGAUACUUCUCCUUCACAAUAUUUUGUGUCUAAUGAUGGAGUCUACAAUGCAAGAGCUAGAGUUUUGGGUGGUGGUACUGCCAUCAAUGCAGGGUUUUACUCCCGAGCAAGCGCAAGUUAUGUUAAGAGAGUGGGAUGGGAUGCAAAAUUGGUCAAUGAAUCAUACCCAUGGAUCGAGAAGCAGAUUGUUAAAGUACCCUUGUUCGAACCAUGGCAAAAAGCGGUUCAUGACGGUCUACUGGAUGUCGGGGUUUCACCUGAUAACGGGUUCACAUAUGACCAUUUGUAUGGAACGAAGGUUGGUGGAACCAUUUUUGACCAGUAUGGUCGUCGACACACUGCAGCUGAGUUAUUAUCCUCCGCAAACCCUCAAAACAUAGAUGUUUUGAUUCACGCAAGAGCUCAGAGGAUCAUGUUUGACACAACCGGGAAAAAACCGAGGGCGGUUGGAGUGGUUUUUAAAGACGAAAACGGGGUUGAACACGAGGCGUUUAUAUCUAGGAGGCGAGGUAGCGAGGUGAUUCUGACGUGUGGAGCCAUAGGUAGUCCGCAACUACUAUUGCUUAGUGGGAUCGGACCAAAAGCCGAUCUUGAGAAACUUAACAUUUCUGUGGUUCACGACAACAGAUUUGUGGGAAAAGAUAUGUCGGAUAAUCCUAUGAAUGCAAUUUAUGUUCCUUUCAAUAAACCAGUGAAACAAUCACUUAUUGAAACGGUCGGGAUUACAAACAAGGGCGUGUACAUUGAAGCUAGUAGCGGUUAUGGUCAAUCCAAAGACAGUAUUACUUGCCAUCAUGGUAUCGCUUCGGCUGAGAUUGGACAACUCUCUACUAUUCCUCCAAAACAAAGAACACGUGAAGCGAUCGAAUCAUACAAACGAAACAAGAAGGACAUUCCAUAUGAAGCAUUUCAUGGAGGUUUUAUCUUGUCAAAAAUUGCUUUCCCCAAGUCAAAGGGCGAGCUCAAACUGAUCAACACCAAUGCUGACGACAACCCAUUCGUCACAUUUAACUAUUUUAGCCACAAAGAAGAUGUAAAAGCGUGUGUUAAUGGGAUUCGAAUAAUGGAGAAACUAGUGAGGUCUGAACCUUUUUUGAAUUUCACUCAGUGUGACAGCAAAACUGUUGACAAGUUGCUGAACAUGAGCGUGACUGCCAAUGUGAACUUGAUACCGAGACACACAAACGAUACAGAGUCACUAGAGCAGUUUUGUAGAGACACGGUGAUCACCAUUUGGCAUUAUCAUGGUGGGUGCCAUGUGGAUCAGGUGGUGAACAAAGAUUAUGAGGUUAUGGGUGUUCAUAGGCUUAGAGUUGUUGACACCUCUACUUUGGACCAGUCACCGGGCACCAAUCCUCAAGCCACGGUUAUGAUGAUGGGAAGGUACAUGGGAGUGAAGAUUUUAAGAGAAAGGGUUGCCAAAACAAAAGCGAAAGGACUGCAGAGAUAGAGUAGAGCAUGUGGUUAGUGACGACGGUGGUGAUGAUGAUUUUGCGUUCUUUUUUUUUUUUUUUAUGUGUAAAAGAGUUGAGGUAGAUUUUUAUUCUUUGGAAGCAGCAGAGCUGAAGCAUUUAGUCUGAUGGUGUUUGAAUCCACUUCUUGAAUAUCGUAUAUUUAAGAUGAUGAGUUGGAAUACACUGCUCGCUUCUAGCAUUCUUAACCAACAAAUAUGUAUGUGUAGAGGUCAAACCAAGCAAUGGAGAACUCUUAAAGACUCAUGAUUCCUCUUGUAUUUUUAAGUGGUUCUGAUAUAUGUUUGGACUAUGUAAGUUUGUAGGGUUUCAUGUAAUUUGAAAAUCUUUAUUUGUUUUGUGUGGAUGAAUGCUAUUAUAGUUUUUAUA